Molecule: messenger RNA, 1529 nt
Organism: Meleagris gallopavo (turkey)
Lineage: Eukaryota; Metazoa; Chordata; Aves; Galliformes; Phasianidae
Source: RefSeq, a predicted model, not a curated record
CGCAGGAUGCUUUCCGGAUUGGAGACUGCCUUCCGAAUGCCGCUUUCUCAUUGGUCGGUUGGAGGCGCCGUUGAAGUUUGAAAUCCUGAGGCGGUUGUGGUGGAGUGGGUUGCGCUGCGGGUUUGGUCUUUGCCGGCAGAAUGAGUCUGCAGAUCUUAAAUGCAGAAAAUGGAGAAAACGUCAGUGAUGAUCUAACAGCGGAAGACUGUGGCUUUUACUUUGCACAAUCGGAAGCUACAGGGAGACCUUCUAUUCUGCGCCUGUCCCAGAAAGAAAAUUUGCCACCAAAAAGUGUGGCGAGAGCUAUGAAGGUAACCUUUCAAACUCCUCUAAGAGAUCCUCAGUCUCGAAAAAUAUUAAGUCCCACCAUGACAGACAAACUUGAGUCUACUUUCACACUUGAUGAUUGCAGUGAAGCCUUGCAGGAUGAUCUCUCUGUGCCCAUCAGCACUGUCAGCAUAAGUCAACAGAAGACUGAAGCUGAAGCAAGUGAUACGGAGAUAAAUAAACAAAUGCCAGAGAAAGUCAGCGCUGCUCCUUACCCAGAUGAUGAGAUGCCAGUGAAGAGCCGAGGUUCCUACAGUCUUGAUUUUGAUAACUUAAAUGACAUCAAUCCCUUUCAGAGUUCAAUGCAGCUGCAGAAUUCUCCUGCAAACCUGCAAAAGUCUCCUGUAAGGGUAUCUAGCAGCCCUGAAAAAACUAAUGAGAAAAGUAGCAAUUCUCUUCCGCUGGAUAAUACAGCUUCUCCUUCAACAACUACAAGUACGCAGUAUCCCAGUAAACAGGAUAAUACUUCUUCCUCUGGAAAAAAAUCUGUUCUGCUAGAGUCCAAUAAACCUGAUCUGUUCCCAAAGCACACUAUUGGUGACUCUCUGCAGGAGUCUCCUUCCACAGAAGUAAGCCAAAUCAAUAAGUCUGGCAAUUUGGAUCUUAUUAGUUCUGAUGUGACUUGUUCCUCUAAAACUGGGGAAUCGAAACUUCAAACUGUUCCAGUACCAGAAAAAGCUUCAACGGAAGAGUUGAAGCCUUUAGAAGAGCCUGCCAUCUCCAAAGGGGAACCUGCAGAAAAGCCUGGUGUCACCAAGGCUGGACCAGUAAAACUGGAAUUUGACUUUGAUAACACCAGUGUUAGAAAACCACCUCCUAAGAAACUAGGUAAAAGACUUGGAAUUAAACCACCUUCCAAAAAAACUUUUAAUACCAAACUGAAAACAGAGAAUAGUGAAGUGGAAAAUAAAAGUAAUGUGGAAGACGAAGCUCCUGUUCCUAGGGCAUCCUAUAAGUUUGACUGGGACAAACUUGAUGAUCCAAACUUUAAUCCUUUUGGAGGAGGUUCUAAAGUUUCCACCUCACCCAAGUGUUCUGAGCCCAGCUCUCAGAAAGUUCCCCAGCAGGAAGAGCAGGAUAGUGCCUCACCAAGAAGAGAGCAUCUUCCAGUGGAACGGGAUAACAGACCAAAUAGCUGUGAAAUUCUUGAGAGAAAAGAACCAAGAAGUCCGUAAGUAAUUCUGUGUAACUGAAUGUAAAGG